Molecule: messenger RNA, 1943 nt
Organism: Ipomoea nil (Japanese morning glory)
Lineage: Eukaryota; Viridiplantae; Streptophyta; Magnoliopsida; Solanales; Convolvulaceae
Product: L-ascorbate oxidase homolog
Exons: 1
Coding region: 69-1757 (562 amino acids)
Molecular function (GO): oxidoreductase activity; copper ion binding
Source: RefSeq, a predicted model, not a curated record
AAAAAAAAAAACAAAAAAAAAAAAAAAACAAUACAAAUAAACACUUCAAUAAAAAAAUAAAUAGUGUAAUGGAAGGAGCUCUCACGAACAAAAUGGGUAUGGUGUUCUUGCUUUGGCUCUUUGCCAUGGCGUUUGUUGUGCAGGCGGAGGAUCCCUACCUGUUCCACGAAUGGAAGGUGACGUACGGCAAACUGUCCCCGCUUGGUGUGGCCAAAGAUGUGAUUCUCAUCAAUGGUAAAUUUCCAGGCCCCACGAUCAACGGCACAUCCAACAACAACGUUGUUGUGAAUGUGUUUAAUGAAUUGGAUGAACCAUUGCUAUUCCACUGGAAUGGUAUUCAACAAAGGAAGAACUCCUGGCAAGACGGCAUGCCGGGAACCACGUGUCCCAUCCUGCCCGGUACCAACUAUACAUAUCAUUUCCAGGUGAAGGAUCAGAUCGGCACCCAUUUUUACUUCCCUUCCACCAGCCUCCACCGCUCCGCGGGUGGAUACGGCGCCCUCACCGUCCACAGCCGUGAACUCAUCCCCGUCCCCUUCGACUGGCCCGCUGACGAGUUCUAUAUCUUCCUCAGCGACUGGUACAAUAAGGGCCACAGGGAUCUGAAGAAAACCCUCGACGACGGCCACACCAUCGCCAGGCCUAACGGGCUGGUGAUCAACGCCAAGCACGGCGAGGUUGGGGACAAGAUGGAGCCACUUGCAACCUUAGAGGCUGGGAAGACAUACAGGUUUAGAGUUUGUAAUGUGGGGAUGAGGACCUCCAUGAAUUUCAGGUUCCAAGGUCACAGCAUGGUUCUAGUGGAAGUGGAGGGGUCUCACGUUGUACAGAACGAUUACGACUCCCUUGAUCUCCACACCGGACAGUGCCUCUCGGUUUUGGUCACCGCCGAUCAAGACCCAAAGGAUUACUACUUGGUGGCCACCAGCAGAUUCUUAAAGAACCAGCUCUCCACCGUGGGUCUCAUCAAAUACGCCAACGGGAAAGGCGCCGCCGCAGCCGAAUUGCCCCCACCUCCACCCGAUGGCACCGAAGGUAUCGCCUGGUCUAUUAACCAGUUCCGAUCUUUCAGAUGGAAUUUAACCGCCAGCGCCGCCCGCCCCAACCCCCAGGGCUCCUACCACUACGGCGAAAUCGAAAUCACCCGCACCUUGAAACUCGUCAACACGAAGAGCGAGGAGGGAGGCAAGCUCCGAUACGCAAUCAACGGCGUCUCCCACACCGACCCCGACACCCCUCUCAAGCUCAUCGAGUACUUCGAAUUGAAAGACAACAAGGAGGCGUCGUUUAAGUACGACCUGAUGCCGGACCAGCCCACCGGCGACACCAGCAAGGUGAUCCUCGCCCCCAACGUGAAGAACGCCACCUUCCGCAACUUCGUGGAGAUCAUCUUCGAGAACCACGAGAAAGUCAUCCAGUCAUACCACAUCAACGGCUACUCGUUCUUCGCAGUGGGCAUUGAGCCAGGGAAAUGGAGCCCUGAGAAGAGAAAGAACUACAACUUGGUGGACGCCAUUAACAGACACAACAUCCAGGUCUACCCCAACUGCUGGGCCGCCGUGAUGACCACCCUGGAUAACGCGGGAAUGUGGAAUGUGAGGUCAGAAAUGUGGGAGAGAUUCUACUUGGGACAACAAUUCUACUUCAGUGUCCUCUCCCCAGAACGCUCAUUGAGAGAUGAGUACAACAUUCCUGAUAAUCAGCUGCUGUGCGGUGCAGUCAAGGGGAAGCCCCUGCCAAAGCCAUACACCAUCUAAAACACUAUUCUCAUCUACAAACAUAUAUAAAUUUAUUCUCAAUUUCAUUUACUUCUUUAAGUUUAAACAAAUAAUGAUACAUACUGUAUUGUAUCAUGUAUCCUACAGUACCCAGCUAUUGCUCCUUGUUUUCACCGUCUUUCCUUCAAUUCUUUAUAUUUGAAUAAGAAAAAAUUAUGUUAUUCA